Chelonoidis abingdonii (Abingdon island giant tortoise) is the source of this 315-nucleotide messenger RNA. The record is from RefSeq and is a predicted model, not a curated record. Lineage: Eukaryota; Metazoa; Chordata; Testudines; Testudinidae.
AUGGCCUGGGGGGCAGCUCGCCUCGCCGGCCCCCCUCGGCAGCACACCCAGACUCUGGCUGACUUGCUGGGCGCUGCCCCACUCUCCGCCGACGUCCCCGCACCCCCCGGUCCCUGCGCCCCUCCGGCGGGAAGCUGUCCCCCGCGCGACAGCCCCAAGCCCCCCUCCCUGGACCCGGCCUGGGCCCGUUUCUUUGCCGACUUCAUGAGUGGGCAGAGGAAGUUCCAGGGCCGGACCAGGAAGGCGCCGGCGCUGCAGGGAUGUUUCGGGAUGAAGCUGGACCGAAUUGGGACCCGCAGUGGGCUGGGCUGCUAG